CACGGUAUACAAUAGUCCUCACAUACGAGCUGGAUAGAUUCCAUUCUCCUGACAGAAAACCUAACGAAUGUGGGACUGGAAGUUGGGGAUGGAAUCAAUUUUAAAUUUUACUAAACAUCAAGCUUGAUCCUUGCUCUAGUGCAGUACGUGGAGCAGCACGGCGCAUGUCCUCGUCUGCGUGUCAUGUGACCUCACCGUUGCCUCCGUGACGUGCCUAGCAGAGCCGAGUCCUGUUUUGCGUUUCAAUCUGUGUAGCGGUGCAGCGCCGCCUUCAACCUGACAUGACUACGAUACGAAAAUAAGUGGUUAGCCGCAAAAAGCCAGCCCGACAAGAGAGGAGAGGAGAGGAGCGGCCACACGUUAUCUCCGAGUGGGAAGCUGUCAAUGUUGGACUCCUUGAUCUGCCAGCAUUAGGACCCUGACGAAACCAUCUGACCCACCAUGAUGGCAUCCAGUGAUGUAGACAUCCGCGGCGAAGGUUCUUUGUUCUCCGAUCAAAAUCCGUCAGAGAUGGAUGCUCUGUGUCCAUCUCCUCCUGGACCAUCCAGACCCCAGCGCAACUAUGAGAGGAUCGGAGGACGGACAGGAACCUCUUUUUGUCAGACUCUUAUCCACCUGUUGAAAGGGAACAUUGGUACAGGGCUGCUGGGGCUGCCUCUGGCUGUCAAAAACGCAGGGCUGGUGCUUGGACCAGUCAGUCUUCUGUGUAUGGGAAUUGUUGCAGUCCACUGCAUGAGGCUGCUGGUGAAAUGUUCCCACCACCUCAGCGCAAAGGUGAACAGGCCAUCUCUGUCCUACGGUGAGGCGAUGCAGUAUGGGAUGGAAAAUGUGUCGUGGCUGAGGAGACAUUCACAUUGGGGAAAACGGACGGUGGACUUGUUCCUCAUCAUCACCCAGCUGGGCUUCUGCUGCGUCUACUUUGUCUUCCUUAGUGACAAUGUCAAGCAGGUGGUAGAAGCAGCCAACGCCACAACCUUCAGCUGCCAAAUAAACAACACCAAUCAGACCCAGAUCCUAGUUCCCAGCUUCGACUCCCGUCUCUACAUGCUCUGCUUCCUGCCUGCAGUCAUCCUGCUGGUUUUCACGCCCAACCUGAAGUACUUGGCUCCGCUCUCUCUGGUGGCGAACCUGGUCAUGACCGCCAGUUUGAUUCUCAUCUACUUCUACUCACUCACGAACAUCCCUCAUCCCAUCAACCUACCAAAAGUCGGCAGAGCUAAAGAUUACCCUCUCUUCUUUGGGACGGCCAUCUUCGCCUUUGAAGGAAUCGGAGUGGUUCUUCCCCUGGAGAAUAAGAUGCAGAGACCUCAGAAAUUCACCCUGGUUUUGUAUGUGGGGAUGGGCAUCGUCACCUUCCUCUACAUCAGCCUCGGUACCAUAGGUUAUAUGUGCUUUGGCGAGCACAUAGGCGGGAGCAUCACUCUCAAUCUGCCAAACUGCUGGACAUACCAGGCUGUUAAGCUGCUGUACUGUUUUGGUAUAUUCAUCACCUUCGCUCUGCAGUUCUACGUUCCAGCAGAGAUCCUCAUACCCCCUGUCGUGGCUCGUGUGUCGGAGAGGUGGGAGAUAGCAGUCGACCUGCUGCUCCGCACCGUUUUGGUCAUCUUCACCUGUGCCCUCGCCAUCCUGAUCCCGGAGCUGGACCUCGUCAUUUCGCUGGUCGGCUCGGUCAGCAGCAGUUUCCUGGCGCUCAUCUUCCCACCCAUCCUCCAGAUCGUAACUUUUCACACGGAGGGCCUGUCUCCGCUGGUGACCGCCAAGAACGCCGUCAUCAGCCUGAUAGGUCUGAUCGGCUUCCUCGCUGGAACCUACAUCGCCAUUGAGCAAAUCAUCGCCCGCAACUCGCUCAAACACGAAGAGACGUUCUCCUCCUACAUGGUCCAGUGAUGGAGUGAUGACUGUUGGCAGGUGGAAGUAACCCACACAGGCCGUUCUCAAACCAUUUUAGGGCACAUUUAUCAUUUUUUUCUUCUUUGAUUUGCUGCUGUUGGACAUGGCGGCUGUUUUAAGAUGAAUUUGUGACAUGGCUAAGCAGUAUGAAGCUGUACGGAUUCGUGGUGCUCGAUGUUGUGUCGUUACGUCACCGCAGUACUACAGUGUCCUGUUGUCCUACCAUUUUGUGCAAUCUAACAGUAACAUGGUAAAAGCUUAAUAAUUCCGUCAGGUGGAAGAUACCUGCAGAAAGGUUUUAAUGAACAGAGGGUUUGUAGAGGUAAUUUAUCGUUUUAACAGGCUGAUUAUGAUCAUGUGUUAAGCGUUUCAGUCCGAAAAUCUACCUCAAUAACUGGUAUCGGUUUGAACAUUCAGAUUAGACGCUGUUGCUAACAUUGAGUUUUAACCAUCGUCCCGAGCGUUUUCCAACCAACCACCAAGUCAUUUAGAAAAAGGAGAAAAAUUUCGUUGCACUUUGAUUUAUGCCUUAUUCAGUCAAGCAGUGCACUACGUUGGUAGUAGUAUCAGGCGACACGUUACACUUUAAAUCAAGUAACUUAACAAUCACUGUUGGGGGAAAAAAAACUAUUAAAAUUCAAGGGUUGGGUUUCAGCUGCCCCCUUUUCACCAAAGCAAACUGUGUGCCAGGUCUGGGCAGAGUUGCAGAUCUUCCAAGUGCUACAGAGCCACUAUAUAGCCAGGUCACUGCAUACACUACCGUUGAAAAGUUUGGGGUCACCCAGACAAUUUCACAUUUUCCAUGAAGGCUCACACUUUUAUUCAUAGAGCUGCUCCCCGGUGGUGCUUUUAGGGACGGAAGAGUCCAAUUCUCCGUCCACGGAGGUGACGCAAACGUUGACCUGCAACGACAAAAAGCUCAUUUUAAUCAAGUUUAAUCAAUCUUUUUAAUUCCCACCAGGCACGUCUGCUUAUCUUAUCUCAUUAUCUUUUUAUUUUUUUAAUUUUUUGAAAAGUUUGGAGUCACCCAGACAAUUUCACGUUUUCCAUGAAAACUCCCACUUUUAUCCAUGUACUAACAUAACUGCACAAGGGUUUUCUAAUCAUCAAUGAGCCUUUCAACACCAUUAGCUAACACAAUGUAGCAUUAGAACACAGGAGUGAUGGUUGCUGGAAAUGUUCCUCUGUACCUCUAUGGAGAUAUUCCAUUAAAAAUCAGUCGUUUCCAGCUAGAAUAGUCAUUUACCACAUUAACAAUGUCUAGACUGGAUUCCUAAUUCAUUUAAUGUUAUCUUCAUUGAAAAAAACUGCUUUUCUUUCAAAAAUAAGGGCAUUUCCAAAUGAACCCAAACUUUUGAACAGUAGUGUACGUCUGUCCAAACAGCUCUUUAACUACCGAAGCUCGCUCUAGUUUAUUCUGAUCUUCUGUUGAGGACCACAGCAAACGAGACAGUUCUGCUUGUCCCAUGUGCCACUGCUGGAAAGCCAAUAAAAUCCUCAUCUGUCUAAUUUUCCAUGCCGUUUCACGUCUCCAGUCGAGAGCGAAUUCUUCUUCCUUGGACCAAAUAGAUUAGCUGUGGUUUUGUAAAACAAAUGAAAGUCCCAAAGUUCUGGUUAAUCUUUUUGGUCACGAUAAUUCCCGACUUAAGCAGUUCUUGGAUGUAUAUCUUCAAAGUAUUGGUGCAACUCUGGAACCGGUUUUCUGAACUGGUUUGAAAUUAGAUGCCGUCUCCAAACCUGCCUUGGUGGAAAAGGGGUAAAAGUUCCAAGUUUUUCAGAAAUGAGGAUUCACUUUUCGUCUUUUACUGGUUACACACGUGUCCAAACUCGUUAUGUUCAAAUUCAAUAAAGGGAAAUAUAGAAGACUUCAUGAUGUAAUUAUCACCGCUACGUCUCACAAUUCUAUUAACUGUAAAUAAACCCUGAACAAUUUCAAAAACACUGCAAUUAACCAAUCGAAAGUAAAGUUUGUAGAAAAUUAGCAACAAUUUUCAGUUUUGAAAGCGUUUCUGUGGUCUAAAAACUUCAAUUUCUGUUCUAAAACAACUAAUCAGGAUUUGAUUUGAACCUUUACUCAGAAGCACAAAGACAAUCAGUGAAAUCUGAACUGAUACCCAACUCUAGAACAAAACCCCCCCACCAGAUCUUCUAAAUUCAGCUCUAUCAGGUCCUGAUCAGAAACUCAUCUGUAAUGUGUUCAUGUAGGAGCUCUUCUGUGUAACACCUCGUCUUUAAAGCUUUUAUUUUUUUGAUUCUGUUCUUUUUUUUUAAAUGUGUUUUUACGUUUUAAUGUAUUUACUAAAUUAAUGGUCGGGUAUUUUUUUUUUUUUUUUUAAUAGACUUUUUAUAUUCACACACACCAUGCAUUUUUAAGACUUUCAGACUAACUUUGAAAGUUUAGUUUAAUUACAGAGAGGCUCUGCAUGUAAGAUAAUGUAACACGGAUGUAAUAUAAUGCACUUACGAGUUUUAACUCCGAGCUGUAGGUGCUAGAAGAUUUGUAAAUGAUCCAUUCGCAUUAUUAGACCGACAAAGGCCGACAUGUACUGUAAGUUCACUGUAAAGCUUCUGUACUGUUGUGUGUCUUCAGUGUUUGUGUGGCAAUAUAACAUGGACUUUUUUUAAUCUUUUUUGGAAGAAAUGCAGUGGAAACUAGUUCAAGAAGAAAGAAAGAAAUCUAUGGGCCUUAUGUGUAAAGCAUUUGAAUUAGGUUUUUUGUGUGUAUAUACAGUAAUAUACCCAUCUGUUGCACAUAUGUAAAUGUUUGCACACGUACAAAGAAGUCUUUUUAAAUGAGAAAUACCCAUAGUUGUCCCACGUCAAAGGAUUUACGUGCUAAAAUGGGAAUGACGAAGAUGUGCGGCUCCCCAAAGAAGACUAAUUUCCCUUUGCUUGUGUUAAUUUUAACUAAUCUUUCAAUUAAUCUCUUGUUUAGUUCAGCUGGAAAAUCUAAAGAUUUCAAGUUGAGCUGCAGAUCGUCAGAUUGGACGGGCUGGAACCUUCGAAUGUUUCCGAUCUUUAUUAGCUAAACAGUUUAAAGUCCAUUUUUAUUUCAGCACUCUUUAUUUCUUCAUUCCUUUCUCAGAAUAAAUAACAUUAAAGUAC
Molecule: messenger RNA, 4995 nt
Organism: Amphiprion ocellaris (clown anemonefish)
Lineage: Eukaryota; Metazoa; Chordata; Actinopteri; Pomacentridae
Gene: slc36a1
Product: solute carrier family 36 member 1
Exons: 13
Coding region: 442-1887 (481 amino acids)
Biological process (GO): proline transmembrane transport; glycine transport; proton transmembrane transport
Cellular component (GO): vacuolar membrane
Molecular function (GO): L-proline transmembrane transporter activity; amino acid:proton symporter activity; glycine transmembrane transporter activity
Source: RefSeq, a predicted model, not a curated record